CUUUUAUCGAAUUUGAAUGAAUAUUUUCGAGAUAGAAAGUCUCCAAAUUGUACAUUUUGCAAUUGCUUUAAUUUAUUAAUUGAAAGAUUAAAAUUAAAUUUUAAAUAAAAGUCAAUCUGUGAUUUUUUUUAGAUGACUGUGAAAUGUCAAUGUUUAAAGUGUAAGUAAUUCCCAAUAAUUCUAAAAAAAAUGCAUGAUGGGAUUCGUACAUUAUUUAAAAAUUUAUUGUUCAACGCAAUAAAAAAAAAAACAUUGCCCAGAAAUUCAAAAAAAUUAUUCGCACGCAAGUAGAAAAAUCUUCCGAAGCAAUUUUCUAAAUAUUUUAUUUAAACUUUUUUUUUCGACAUCUUUUACCACUACGAGAUACGUUCAAAUCACGACUGACAGAAACAAUCAACGAACGUUGACACGCCAAGAUAAAUCAAGCCAGCGACUUGUUUUACAACUUUACUAGCUGUCAAUUGAUCGAUCGAGCAUUUUUACAUAUUCAUUGGAUGUUUAUGAUACUCCUGGCAUUACAUCACUGAUAAAUUGCUGGCGGUUGUAUACAUAGCAGAUAAAACUGUUUGUGGGUAUCUUACUCAGCGUGUGUGUUAUGGCGACAUAACGUUAUAUUGCCUCCAUCAGUCCGUUUAAUUAAGUCGUUUUAGGACAUGCCUGUAGUUGUAUCUCCGACACGUUUCGACAGUUGAACAAGUAUUGUAUACUUAGAGUCGAAUAGAAAGGCGUACAUGCUGGGGCAAGCGAAACUCAGACGAGAUUUCGCAGUGUAAAUCGUGCAGAGCUUAUGAAAAAUUACGACCGACGUGGAAGAUUACAAGAAUGGCGCAUGAUCAUAGACUCAGCAUCAUUACUGUACCAGAUAAACUUACCGAAGACCAGAAAACCGAGUCAAAUGAAGCAAAUCGAACGAGGAAGACCGCGAACUUCGAGGCAGCCAUUGCCGCAGCUGGCCAUGGAAAAUUUCAGUAUCUUCUGCUUCUGGCAAUUAUCCCGGUGUCUUGGGCAACGAGCAUCGACACUUCCAGUAUCGCGAUCAUCCUCCCCUCCGCAGAGUGUGAUUUACAAAUGACAUUCUUUCAAAAGGGUGUCCUAAAUGCCGUCAUGUAUAUAGGUCCGUGUAAACAUACUCUUGUCGUAAACAUGAUUUUUUCCCAUCCAAAUUUAAAAAUAGAUCGCGAUGGACACUAUUUUGUGAACUGUGCAAUGAUGAUAGUUGUACAUCUGUUCGCCACAAAAUCUCGCGAGAGACUGGUCUGUACUACUACUACUACUUCGUGUCUGACUAUGGUGCUAAAUCUACUCGCCGUCUGCAAUAACGAAUGGUUUCCAGUGGUUUCCUGUGGGGCUAUAUCGCCGAUGUCAAAGGCAGGAGAUCCGUUUUCCUCUACGGCUACCUAGCCGACAGUAUUUGUAACAUUCUGUCGGGCUUCUCGCAGAAUUUCUGGAUGCUCGCGUGUUUCAAGUUCCUCAAUGGUUUCAUAAUAAGCGGUCCCUACUCGUCCAUCAUCGCGUACGCUUUCGAGUUCUUCGGGAACAACGGAAGAGGGAAAAUCCCAUUGAUCCUCGGGUUUUCCGUCACGUUUGGAAAUAUCGUGAGCGCAGGGCUGGCGUUCAUCAUCGUUCCACAACGCUGGUCCGUCGUCCUGUGGGACGGCGCGUUUGUCUAUAAUUCAUGGAGACUCUUUCUAUCCACUUGUGCUGUGCCAAUAUUGAUCGGCGUUAGUUGUCUCUCCCUGUUCCCGGAGAGCCCGAAAUUCCUCAUGUCGCAGGGUCGUAUGGACGACGCGUUGAAGGUUUUCAAGAAGAUUUACAGAAUAAACACGGGGAAAUCCGCGGACGAGUACCCGAUACAAUAUUUAGAGAACGAGCUCCCUAAAGCAGGAUUCGAUAACGAUCACGAUGGGAAAAUAGAGAAGAAGGCGAUUUUCUUUAAUCCUCAUAUGCCUCGAAUUAUCUUGGUCAUGAUCAUACAAUUUGGGUCGAUGUACACAACCAACACGAUUCGCCUGUGGCAGCCUCAGCUUUUCACGAUACUGGAAAAUUUCGAUCCGGCGGAUCACAAUCUGACGGCGGAGCACAGUUCGACGUUUUGCGAAAUCUUGGAUCUCUCCGCCGUUGCGAACGGAACUUUCGCAGCCAGUGCGGGAAACGCGACUUGUACAAACAUUGUCGUCGACGACUCUGUUUACGUGAACACGAUCAUUGUAGCCGCCUUCGGAUGUCUUCUUCUUCUGUUGAAUAGCUUCCUACUGAAUAUACUGAGCCACCAAAUCUUACUGUAUAUUUCUUACGGAGUAGCGUUCGCGUGUAUAAUCGGUCUGUACUGGUCGUCGACAAUAUUUAUAACGUUAAUUCUAACCAGUUUCUUCAUUGGACUGACGAACACCACUCAGAAUAUAAUCACCGCCGCAACUGUCAUCAUGUUUCCAACUUCUCUAAGGACGAUCGCAGUGAGCAUGGUGAUGACAAUCGGUAGAAUAGGAUCGAUCGUUGGGAACAUGCUGUUUCCAAUUUUACUGGCUCGAGGAUGCAUCGCACCCAUGAUCCAGUUGGCGUGCUUGAUCUUACUUUGCACCACUUUAACGUGUUUCCUUCCACUGAAGACGACCAAGAAGGCCAAGCAAUAAGAAGUAACGAUCUGUAGAGUCAGUUCAGUUUCCAGCCACGCAUAGUGAUCUCUCACUGGAAGCCUGUGUUUAGAGGAGCUCUCGAACAUUCGUCCACCAACGAAGAAACAACCCUCGUUAGAAUUGGGCCAACUUGGGCAAACAGUCGACACUGGCAGAGGUGAUUCGGCAGACUGAAAGAUAAAAUAGAUUUAUACGUGACUGCGUUACGGUAUUAAGCGUCUCUCCAAGAAUUUGCCAACUUCGCGGAGAAGUUUCUACGUGCAAACACAUAUUCUCUGCGCGACCACGGAUGGUAGAUCGCAUCUCAGAUAGCCUACAGACCCCGUUCCCCGACGUCGAGCCAAGUUGAAUUACACUAAUCCUUGAAUCGUUCCGAAAUGAACCACGGUAUGCUGCUCGUAAUAAUAACGAAAUACGAACUACAUUCUAAAAGGAAGGAGGUAAAAUCGAAGAAGGGGCCACGAUAUUGUGAAACGAAACAAGAGAGUAACAGAAGAGAAUAUGCCAAACGAGAAGAUAAUAAUAGAAAAACGAAGGAACUCGAGGCAAGAGAGCACAGACACGUUCAAUGGGUGGCUGCGGCUAAGAACAACGACAACGUUUGUUCGUUGCACAAUGAAAGAGGGUGGGAUGUUUCCAGUCGGACACUGCUCACGGUCACAUUUCCAGCUAGAUCGAGGAUCGAUCUCGAUUCGAAACAGUGAUCGAGCGCCUCGAGGACGAACGCGGUGUGCUCCUCGGCAGUGUGGCGAACACCAAGUUGCCUCGCGGGAACCUUGGGUUUCACUUUCGACACAUCCUGGAGAGCCCUCCGCGCUGCAGCCUUCACCCACAUGCUCGUUCUUCUCGAUCCCCCCGCGCGCUACCGCUCCGUUCAGCCGGCGUUUCGUGUGGACGCUGGUUUUAUAUCGCACGCCCGGGAUCUCGACACCUUCACGUCGAUCGAGUAAUUACGCGUGUCCAUAAAAGCGACCGCGCGUAUCACAAUGGGAGAAAGUCAAGGUGUCAAGCAGUUGGCCGCAACCUGACGUUCUCUUCAGUCUAUAGAUGGAUGACUGGAUUUUG
Molecule: messenger RNA, 3698 nt
Organism: Heterotrigona itama
Lineage: Eukaryota; Metazoa; Arthropoda; Insecta; Hymenoptera; Apidae
Source: the annotation of a GenBank genome assembly